[Candida] anglica is the source of this 2499-nucleotide messenger RNA. NCBI's taxonomy places the organism in Eukaryota, Fungi, Ascomycota, Pichiomycetes, Serinales, Debaryomycetaceae. The record is from the annotation of a GenBank genome assembly.
AUGAGUGAUGCCGCCUUAUCAAGGAUAGCUAAUCUUAUCAAAUUAGAGGAUGAUUUGGUGAAAAUACCUACAUUGAGGCAACAAUUUACCAAGGAAAAAUCGUCAAUUGAUGUGAAAUUGAACACUACUGUUCAACAACAGAUUGAAUCGAUAACUUCGAACAUGUACAAAUUGAAUGAAUCGGCUACCUCUCUUAAUGAAAUCAAGCAUAGUUUGAAUAAGAUUGGAUCUGUGUAUGAUGAGUCAACUGGUAUACCAGAUUAUGAACUGAUUAAAAAGGUUACCGCCUUGAAUCAAUUUCUCACCCAAACCAACAACCUUUGUCGAGAUAUUUCAGGAUUUAGAGACUUUGUCAAUCGGUUAAAGAAAAUGACCGAAGCUGAAAUUGAAAUAGUGGGGCGUGACAUAUCUUAUCCGCUUGAUAAUAUCUUUGAGAUUCACUAUAAUUUAACACAAAUUCGGAACUUUAGUGACUUUUUACUUGUCCCUUCAUUCAAAUUCUCGGAUGAUUUACAGUCAAUUAUUGCUAGGUUAUUACUGCCAGUAAAACCUGCCGUAAGAAUGUUCGACGAACUUUUGAAAGAAGUUAUUAUUAGUUUAACUGAAGCCGUUAAAGAUGGAAAUACCCAGAUGGCUUUUAAACUCAUUAGAAUCAUUGAACAUGAAAAUAAUGAAGAUUUGAAAGUUGUGCUUAAGCAAAAACUUCAUCUUUCAGAAACAUUAAAUCCGGUCACUACUAAUUACUCACAAUUCCGUAGCUCUAAACGUAACUAUAUGAAGUUUUUCUAUAAUAAGUUGGAAGAAAGUUUAGUGGAAACGUUUGACCAGUGUGUUGAACAUUUUGCAGAAGAUAGAUUGUUGGUGUAUGACAAUUUGGGUUGGCUUGAAGAUGAAUUGGUUUUUGUAGCCGAUACAUUGGCACCUAUUUUCCCUGCCCGUUGGGAUCUCAAUGGAUUCAUUCAAGAUGUAUAUUACAAUAAAUUGCAUAAUUUCACAAUGGAUGUCAUCAAGACAGACCCAUCAGCUGAAGAAUUGUUGAGAAUCCUCGCAUAUGACACACAUUAUGGUAAGUUCAUAACUUCAUUACAGGCAGAAGCUGAUACUACUGGAAAAUCUAAGAAGGAAAUCAAGUCAAUUGUUGGUGAAGAAUUAAAAAAGGUUGUUCUUGAUGAUUACUUGAAGGUGAUUAUUAGUAAAAUGGAAGAAUGGAACGACAAUUUAAUCAGACAGGAAUCUGAAGACUUUGUUCAAAGAGAUUCUCCACCAGAAACUUACACAUAUAAACAGGCAUUUGAUGAUGAGGCUGCAAACGAUCAAACUAUCACCUUGGAAGUGGAAUCGGAUGUAUUUGUCUUACCUGAUUUCAAGACUCCAUUGACAAUGCUCAAGGAACAGGCAGAUGUUGCAGCCGACUCUGGAUAUGGAAGUAUCUUAGUUGGUGUCAUUCAAAAUUGGUCUAGAUGUUAUGUCAAAAGAAUUGUAAAUUACAAAUUAAUUAUUGAAGAUGAAUUUGAAAAGUAUAUGUCUGUCUACAAUAAUGAUAGAUUCAUCACCCUGACAAGUUCUAGAAUGAGAUUCUUCAAGAAACUGAAACCUGAAGAGCCAUUGUUUGAUAUUGAAAAUAUGAGUCCUGACGAAUUGGCAGCUAUUUCAAAGCCUGGUCUUAUCGAGUAUUUAACUGCCUUGGGUAACACAUAUGAAAUUAAUACGGAUAGACUCCAAGAUAAAUUUUUAGUUACAUACAAGAAUAAGGUACAUUCGAGUUACCAAGGUGUUAUUCAAGAAGCAUUUGAAGAUACUGUCACACCAAGUACAGAACUUAACGGACAAGUUAUCCGUGCAAUCAUAGAUAUAAUUACUAAUGACUUGUACCCUGCAUUAUCAAAAGUAUUUACUAAAGAAUGGUAUGAUGAUAAACAAAAUCCAGAAGAACCAAGUAUGGUUCAACAAGUGCUUGAGACUAUUUAUGAAUACAUGCAAGAUCUUCGUGGAUAUGCAUCAUAUGACAUUUAUCUGUGCACUUUUGCACUCUUGUUGGAUGCAUUCAUUGCUUCAUAUAUUCGCAUUGGAUAUCAAAAUAUCCUUAAUGGAAAAGCGAAAAAAGUUGACCCCACUGCCACCAAGAAAUUCAAGUCAUUCAGCGAAGGAGUUGGAAGGGAUGUUACCCUUUUGUAUGGAGGAUUGGAGUCAUUAUUUACACGUCGUGAUUCGGCAUAUUUGUUGAAUAGUUUAAGAGCAAUUGAAUUCUUGGGUGAUUUAGCAACUUGUGAUGAUCCAUUAAAUUUCAUCCCUCAAAUGUGGGAGAAUGAAAUCUUGGGUUCAUUUUACUUCUGCUCAGUUGAAUAUAUCAGAGGUAUUUGUCUUUGUAGAAAGGAUAUGGAUAAGGCACAAGUCAACAUACUUAUCCCUGUUCUUGAAGAUAUCCAACGGACGUAUCAUGCAAAUGUAACACCACCACCACAAAUUACAGGAACUUUGAAUGAAUUUUAUUAUAAUUAG